Globicephala melas (long-finned pilot whale) is the source of this 3699-nucleotide messenger RNA. It is a transcript of the gene ADAMTS2, whose product is annotated as ADAM metallopeptidase with thrombospondin type 1 motif 2. The record is from RefSeq and is a predicted model, not a curated record. Gene Ontology annotation, molecular function: zinc ion binding; metalloendopeptidase activity. Lineage: Eukaryota; Metazoa; Chordata; Mammalia; Artiodactyla; Delphinidae. Gene Ontology annotation, biological process: extracellular matrix organization; proteolysis.
GGCGCGCGGGGAACUUUCGCGCCGGCUGCGAGUGCGGGGCCCCGGCUGCGGUCCGGCUGCCAUGGAUCCGCCGGCGGGAGCCGCUCGCCGCCUGCUCUGCCCCGCGCUGCUGCUGCUACUGCUGCCGCUCCUGCUACCGCCGCUGCCCGCGCACGCCCGGCUCGCCGCCGCCGCCGACCCCCCAGGCUGGCCCCAGGGGCACGGAGCGGAGCGCAUCCUGGCGGUGCCGGUGCGCACUGACGCUCAGGGCCUCUUGGUGUCCCACGUGGUGUCGGCGGCGACGGCGCAGGCUGGGGUACGGGCCCGCAGGGCCGCCCCUGUCCAGAUCCCGGGUUUCUCCGGAGGCAGCGAGGAGGACGCUGGCGGCCGCCUCUUCUACAAUGUCACGGUCUUCGGCCGAGACCUGCACCUGCGGCUGCGGCCCAAUGCCCGCCUCGUGGCGCCCGGGGCCACGGUGGAGUGGCAGAGCGAGUCGGGCGCCACCCGCGUGGAGCCCCUGCUUGGGACCUGCCUCUACGUCGGAGACGUGGCCGGCCUGGCUGAAGCCUCCUCUGUGGCGCUCAGCAACUGCGACGGGCUGGCUGGCCUGAUCCGUAUGGAGGAGGAGGAGUUCUUUAUCGAGCCCCUGGAGAAGGGUCUGGCGGCAAAUGAGACUGAGCAGGGCCGUGUGCAUGUGGUGUAUCGCCGGCCGCCCACCUCCAGACUCCCUCCUCUGGGGGGGCCACAGGCCCUGGACACAGGGAUCUUCCCGGGUAGCCUGGACAGCUUCAGCCGUGCCCUGGGCAUCCUGGAGGAGCGAGUCAACAGCUCCAGGCAGAGGGUGCGCAGACAUGCUGCCGACGACGACUACAACAUUGAGGUCCUGCUGGGGGUGGAUGACUCUGUGGUCCAGUUCCACGGGAAGGAGCAUGUGCAGAAGUACCUGCUCACCCUCAUGAACAUUGUCAAUGAAAUUUAUCACGAUGAGUCCUUGGGGGCCCACAUCAAUGUCGUCCUGGUGCGGAUAAUCCUGCUGAGCUACGGGAAGUCCCUGAGCCUCAUUGAGAUUGGGAACCCCUCUCAGAGUCUGGAGAACGUUUGCCGCUGGGCCUACCUCCAGCAGAAGCCAGACUCCGGCCACGAUGAGUACCAUGAUCAUGCCAUAUUCCUCACACGGCAGGACUUCGGGCCUUCAGGCAUGCAAGGCUAUGCUCCUGUCACUGGGAUGUGCCACCCUGUCCGCAGCUGCACCCUGAACCACGAGGACGGCUUCUCCUCAGCGUUCGUGGUGGCCCACGAGACUGGCCACGUGCUGGGCAUGGAGCAUGAUGGGCAGGGCAACCGCUGCGGUGAUGAGGUGCGGUUGGGCAGCAUCAUGGCGCCCCUGGUGCAGGCAGCCUUCCAUCGCUUCCACUGGUCCCGCUGCAGCCAGCAGGAGCUGAGCCGCUACCUGCACUCCUAUGACUGCCUGCGGGAUGACCCCUUCACCCACGACUGGCCAGCGCUGCCCCAGCUCCCGGGGCUGCACUACUCCAUGAACGAACAGUGCCGCUUUGACUUCGGCCUUGGCUACAUGAUGUGUACCGCGUUCCGGACCUUUGACCCUUGCAAGCAGCUGUGGUGCAGCCACCCUGACAACCCUUACUUUUGCAAGACGAAGAAGGGGCCUCCCCUGGAUGGGACCAUGUGUGCACCUGGCAAGCACUGCUUUAAAGGACACUGCAUCUGGCUGACACCUGACAUCCUCAAGCGAGAUGGCAACUGGGGCGCCUGGAGUCCCUUCGGCUCCUGCUCACGUACCUGCGGCACAGGUGUGAAGUUCAGGACCCGUCAGUGCGACAACCCACACCCAGCCAAUGGGGGCCGCACCUGCUCAGGCCUUGCCUACGAUUUCCAGCUCUGCAACUCCCAGGACUGCCCUGACGCCCUGGCUGACUUCCGUGAGGAGCAGUGCCGGCAAUGGGACCUAUACUUCGAGCAUGGUGACGCCCAGCACCACUGGCUGCCCCACGAGCACCGGGAUGCCAAAGAGAGAUGCCACCUCUACUGUGAAUCCAAGGAGACUGGGGAGGUGGUGUCCAUGAAGCGCAUGGUGCAUGAUGGGACGCGCUGUUCUUACAAAGACGCCUUCAGCCUCUGCGUGCGCGGGGACUGCAGGAAGGUGGGCUGCGACGGGGUGAUCGGCUCCAGCAAGCAGGAGGACAAGUGUGGUGUGUGUGGAGGGGACAAUUCCCACUGCAAGGUGGUCAAGGGCACAUUCACACGCUCGCCCAAGAAGCUCGGUUACAUCAAGAUGUUUGAGAUCCCGGCAGGAGCCAGACACCUGCUUAUCCAGGAGGCAGACACCACCAGCCACCACCUGGCCGUCAAGAACCUGGAAACAGGCAAGUUCAUUUUAAAUGAAGAGAAUGACGUGGAUCCCAACUCCAAAUCCUUCAUUGCCAUGGGUGUGGAGUGGGAGUACCGGGAUGAGGAUGGCCGGGAGACGCUGCAGACCAUGGGCCCCCUCCACGGGACCAUCACUGUGCUGGUCAUCCCGCAGGGGGACGCCCGCAUCUCGCUGACCUACAAAUACAUGAUCCAUGAGGACUCGCUCAAUGUGGACGGCAACAAUGUCCUGGAGGACAAUUCCGUGGGCUACGAGUGGGCCCUGAAGAAGUGGUCUCCCUGCUCCAAGCCCUGCGGUGGAGGGUCCCAGUUCACCAAGUAUGGCUGCCGCCGGAGGCUGGACCACAAGAUGGUGCACCGAGGCUUCUGCGACUCCCUCUCGAAGCCUAAAGCCAUCCGCCGGGCUUGCAACCCACAGGAGUGCUCCCAGCCCGUGUGGGUCACGGGCGAGUGGGAGGCAUGCAGUCAGAGCUGUGGGCGGACGGGCAUGCAGGUUCGCUCUGUGCGCUGCGUUCAGCCCCUGCACAACAACACCACCCGCUCCGUGCACACCAAGCACUGCAAUGACGCCCGACCCGAGGGCCGCCGGGCCUGCAACCGUGAGCUCUGUCCCGGUCGGUGGCGGGCCGGACCCUGGUCCCAGUGUUCGGUAACCUGUGGCAACGGCACCCAGGAACGGCCGGUGCUCUGCCGAACCAUGGACGACAGCUUCGGUGUCUGCCGGGAGGAGCGGCCUGAGACGGCCAGGAUCUGCAGGCUUGGCCCCUGUCCCCGAAACGUCUCCGAUCCCUCCAAGAAGAGCUACGUAGUUCAAUGGCUGUCCCGACCAGACCCCAACUCACCAGUCCAGAAGACCUCGUCAAAGGGCCGCUGCCAAGGUGACAAGUCAAUGUUCUGUAGGAUGGAAGUCUUGUCUCGCUAUUGCUCCAUCCCAGGCUACAAUAAGCUGUGCUGCAAAUCCUGUAACCUGCAAGACAACCUCACCAAUGUGGACGACAGGGCAGAACCACCCUCUGGGAAGCACAAUGACAUUGAAGAGCUCAUGCCCACCCUCCCAGUGCCCACUCUAGUCAUGGAGGUGCAGCCUCCGCCAGGCACACCCCUGGAGGUGCCUCUCAAUACUUCCAGCACCAGUGCCACCGAGGACCAUCCGGAAACCAAUGCUGUGGAUGUGCCCUACAAAAUCCAGGGCCUGGAGGAUGAAGUCCAGCCACCCAACCUAAUCCCUCGACGACCGAGCCCAUACGAAAAGACCAGGAACCAAAGAAUCCAAGAGCUCAUUGAUGAGAUGAGGAAGAAAGAGAUGCUCGGAAAGUUCUAAUAAAAUGGAAA